This is a messenger RNA of Caenorhabditis remanei, 1740 nucleotides long. RefSeq lists its product as uncharacterized. Gene Ontology annotation, cellular component: membrane. Gene Ontology annotation, molecular function: potassium ion leak channel activity. The transcript is spliced from 12 exons. The record is from RefSeq and is a predicted model, not a curated record. Bases 1 to 1740 code for a protein of 579 amino acids. Gene Ontology annotation, biological process: potassium ion transmembrane transport; stabilization of membrane potential. Lineage: Eukaryota; Metazoa; Nematoda; Chromadorea; Rhabditida; Rhabditidae.
AUGCACGUACAAGGAAGACUGUCAGCUCAGUUUUUCGAUGCCUACAAUGCUUCUAGAUUCCGAUUGAGUGAACAUUAUGCGGAACGGCUGAAUCUCUACUUGGAUAAACAGGAAGGUGAAAUCGAGAAUCUAGAUGAGGAGAUCGACGAACCGACGGAAAAGAAGUGGUGGCUGAGGACGAAAAGGUGGUUUCGAUUGGCAUUACCUCACUUUGGACUUGUUCUUCUGUCGAUUGGAUACACACUGAUUGGAGCGUUAUGUUUUCAUCACUAUGAGAAACCAUACGAACAGCAGCUUCGAAAUGAAACAUCUCGGCGGAUAGGGGAACUGAAGAAUCGUGUUAUGGACCAACUAUGGAGGAUGAGUAACAACGGAACAGCAUAUUCCACGUGGAGGCAAACAGCAAAUGAUGGAAUGGACGAGUUAAUUCGAGACGUAUUCUGGGACUACACGAGGAAUUACAUGACUCCAGAUGAUGUGAUAUAUGGAGAUGGACCUAUCAAAUGGUCAUUCAUGUCAAGUAUAUUCUUCUCAUGGACAGCCAUCACAACGAUAGGAUACGGUCACAUUGUACCUCGAACUGAUGAAGGACGUGUUGCAAUCAUCUUCUACGCUCUUCUUGGAAUUCCUCUGAUUCUUGUCACCAUCGCGGAUAUCGGAAGAUUUUUAGCCACUUACAUCAUAAAAUUGCACCACGGCUACAUGGCAGUCAUGUCGUUUAUCACGAAUUCCUGUUUGAAGUGUAUCAAAUGGGCAUGUUGUUGGAUACGGUUACCGCGUCGACACAUCCCAAUGCCCACGUUGGAAUUGCUGCAAAGAACACAGAAAUUGUAUCCGAAUAACAAUAAUCCGACAGUUGCAGCGACGGCGGCAAGCGCUGGUGGUGGAACUGGAAGAAAGAAGAAACAACAGAGAGAUAAUGUCAGUGAUGCAGGAACUUUUGAUAAUAUCAGUGAAAUCAAUGACGGAAGUGAAGGUGGAGAGAAUGAGAAUGAAGGAGAAGAGGAAGAACAAGUACAGUUCGAUCCGUCGAAUCAUGAGAAACGAGUCUCUGUUUUAUUUAUUCUACUUAUUAUGCUGGGUUACGUAGCGGGUGGUGCCUACAUGGUUCGUUGGUGGGAAGAAUGGACGUUUUUCGAGGCGUUCUACUUCUGUUUUGUUACGGUUACAACUAUCGGGUUCGGUGACAUAGUACCUGCCAAUGUAGACUGGCUGCCGGCAACACUCGCCUACAUUGUUUUUGGACUCAUUAUCACAACUAUGUGUAUCGAUCUUGUCGGUAGUGAGUAUAUUCGAGAUAUUCAUUUCUAUGGUCGAAGUCUCGGACGACAAUUCAUGACAAUUGGUGGUAAAGUAGUACAUCUUGGAGAAGUAUUCGGAUACGUGGCAUUCCUUCAAAAGAAUUAUGGAUUGACUGCCGAACAACUCACUAAAUUAUCACAACUGCCAGAAGAAUAUCUACUGGAUUGUCUGAUAAACGGAAGGCAACCUGAUUUGAAUUGGAUUGGAGGGAGACCUUAUGUACCACCUGAUAUAUAUUACUUUAAAUGGAUUGAACAUCCAAGAACACUUUCAUUCGCAUCUGAUCGUGUUCUUCAGAGUAUGGAAAGUCUUGAUCUCAACACCAGCAGAUGUUCCACUGCCCGAACGUUGACUCCUCGUGAAUAUUAUCAGAAGAUCUUGUUCCAGUACUGUAAACAACUUCAACCAGAAGAACCGAUUGCUGAUAUCGAUAAUUAA